AGGACAGGCAGAGGACAGGCAGAGGACAGGCAGAGGACAGGUAGAAGACAGGCAGAGGACAGGUAGAGGCUUGGUCGAGACGCUCUAAGGCUCCAGCAGCAGGUGAUGCGUUCAGGAUGUCUGACGGGAGGCAGCGAACUUUGUCCACCUCUGGAGAGUCUCUGUAUCAGGUCCUGGGUCUGGAGAAAGGCUGUUGCCAUGACGACAUCAAGAAGUCCUACAGGAAGCUGGCGCUGCGCUACCACCCCGAUAAGAACCCCGACAACCCGGAGGCGGCGGAGAAGUUCAAGGAGCUGAACAGUGCUCACGCCGUCCUGUCCGACCUCACCAAGAGGAACAUCUACGACUCGUACGGAUCUCUGGGGCUCUACGUCGCCCAGCAGUUCGGAGAGGACAACGUCAACACCUACUUCAUGCUGUCCACCUGGUGGGCCAAGGGUCUGUUCCUGGUCUGCGGCGUCCUGACGGGCUGUUACUGCUGCUGCUGUCUCUGCUGCUGCUGUAACUGUUGUUGUGGGAAACUGAAGCCGACGCCCACAGGUGAGGGGGCGGGGCCAGAAUACGUCUCCCCCGACGACCUGGAGGAGGAGAUACGCAACGACCCCGACAACGACGUUGAAACACCGAUUGUUCAGCAGCCAACGAACGCCAGCGAGAAAACUCAGCUCAUCAGUGACGGACACCGCAGAUAUGGAGAUACCUACACAUGAACCAGGAAACAGGAAACGCAUCACUGCAGGUGCAUGAUGUCACUGCAUCAAAACAUCCCCUCGCUCUGUGUAACAGCUGUUCAGUACAAACUGAAUGAGACGGAUUUCAUGUCAACAGAGAAACACAAUGAGGACAACAGUAUGUGGACACUAACGUCCACAUACUGUUGUCCUGCUGUGACUCAGACGAUAAACAGAACGACACUUUGAUAUUUCCUCUCAUCAUAUCGUCUUCAUGGUUGUUAAUCUUUAUGUUGUGUGUGCGUCAUUAAAAUAAUCACAUGUCCCACUGUUGUUGAUGUAAGUUGCAGUGCAGCGAGGCUUUUAUUAAACUGACGCUCUGAUUGGUUGUUUGAUGGUUUGAGUGCUGACGGAGGGGCGGAGCUUCAAACAGCAGACUGAUUCAGUCUUUAAUAUUUUAUAAACUAUAAUCACGAUAACGUUCAUCAGUGUUGUUGAUGUAAAUAAAGUUUUGGUUUGGAUGAUGGAACAGGUGACACCUGUAGUGAUGUCAUGGAUGAUGUCACCUCCUCACACCUUUCUUCAUCAUGUUAAUGAUCCCUGGUGAUCAGAUGAGUCACAGCUGAUGACGUCUUCACUGAUUGGUCACAAAAACCAACACGUGUAGCGUGUAGCAUGCAGCAUGUAGCAUGAUUUUUCUUGAUAGUUCCGGAUCAUUGGACCAAACAAGUGUUUGAAUCAAACACCUGGUUUCUUCCUUUCAACUCAUCGUAUGUUAUAAAUGUACGAUCAGAUGUUUCUUAUUAAUCAUCAAUGAAGCAUCGUUACAUCAGCUAUUAAUUAAUAAAGACAAACGUGCCGUUUGAUGCCCUGAUACCAACGUUUAAAAUAAUUUCACCAACAGCUGAUACCGAUUAUUUUACA
Epinephelus lanceolatus (giant grouper) is the source of this 1595-nucleotide messenger RNA. The record is from RefSeq and is a predicted model, not a curated record. Lineage: Eukaryota; Metazoa; Chordata; Actinopteri; Perciformes; Serranidae.